Messenger RNA from Hippoglossus stenolepis (Pacific halibut), 1770 nucleotides. RefSeq names its product transmembrane 4 L6 family member 5. Lineage: Eukaryota; Metazoa; Chordata; Actinopteri; Pleuronectiformes; Pleuronectidae. The record is from RefSeq and is a predicted model, not a curated record. Bases 837 to 1451 code for a protein of 204 amino acids. Gene Ontology annotation, cellular component: membrane. The transcript is spliced from 6 exons.
UCUCUCUCUCUCUCUCCCUGACGUUUUCAUAUUUUCAUUGCUUAUAAUAAAGAAAAACAAAAAUUAUUCAGUCACGUGAUUUUGUCACAUGUUUAAAAUGUGUUCAUCCAGAAGAUUUGUGUCUUCCUGAUUGGAUGUCUAAUGAUGUCACACGUCAACGACACAUGACUCAGCUCGACUUUUAUCUUCAGUCUGAAAACUUGACGAUUAAAUGUUUAUAGUUACGACCGAUGAGACUUGAUUAAACAAUCGUAAAGAGUUAAACAGUUCCGAUGAAAUAAAAUAAAGUGUAAACAGAUGUUUUCAGAGGAAGUUUCAUCAUGUUCAGGAUUGUGUGGUUCCUCUGUGGUCAUGUGAUCGACGUGUGAAGCUCAUCACGUCCUCGUGGAUCAGACGUGUCGUGUGUUUGAACCCCUGACUCAGACUGAAUCAUGUCCCUUUUUCUGAAAUUCAGGAAACAGUGGCGGGGGGACAAGACUCCCAUGAGUCUUCGCUGCUCUGUGACUCAAACUGAUCUAAAAUAAGACGAGAACUGAAAAUAGAGAAAAAGAUGAAGUGACCUCUGACCUCUUUCACUGGUUUGCUCUGAUCAUACCUUGUAUUGAUUAACUGUCGCCAUCUGAUCACAUUGUUUAAUUAAUCCAUAAUGAUUGUUAUUGGUCUUUAGUGACCAGAUGUGUGAGUGAACAUCUGGACCCCAAGGACAGAGGGGUGCUUCAGGUUUAUUGGCAUCAGGAUGUUUCCUGUUUCCACACAGCUGUGGGCGUGUCUUUGUUUCUGUGUGAACGUUCUAAAAGUUUGUUCCUCAGACUGAAGUGGAUCAGCGGCUCGGCACUAUGUGUGUGUCGAGGUGUCUACAGUGUGUGGGCAUGUCUCUGGUUCCCAUGGCAAUCAUCUGCAUGUUGUCCAACAUCCUGCUGCUGCUUCCUGAGCUGAAGACCAACUUCCUGUUGGAGGGUCAUGUGACCAGGGAGGCCACAUGGGCCACAGGUCUCUGGGCGUCAGGCUUUCUGGUUCUUCUUGGAGCUCGAGCGUCUAUUCGCAGCAGCGGCACCAGAGGCUGCUGUGCAUUCAGGCGUCAGAUGUUGUGUCAGGUGCUGAACUCCACGGGUUGUCUGGUGGCAGCUGGUGGCUGUUGUCUGGUCAGUGUUACUGGCCUCACUCAGGGGCCCCUCUGUCUCUACAACACCACCACUGGCCCCGUAUGGGGGGUCCCACUGCGGCCCCUUCAUGACUGUCAAUCAAGUUACCUGUACAAUGCCACCCUGUGGUCAGGAGUGUGUCUGCAGCCUCGUGCUGUGGUUCAGUGGAAUGUAGUUCUGUUCAGUGUGAUGGGGGGUGCAAGCGGGCUGCAGACUCUCCUCUGUGCAGCAAACGUCCUGAACUCAGUGCUGGGCCUGCUGCUGGGACGAGGUCUCCACGGCAACAAGGUCAGUCCAGUCUCAGUUUAAGACGCCCCCUGGUGGAUCCUGAAUGAGGACGACAUUCAACACUUCAUGAUAUCAAGUUAUAAAAUCUUUGAAAUGGGUUGAAAUCUUUGAGCUUGAAAAUUAGUUUUAUUUUGAAAAGCACAGAAGCACUUUGGAUAAAAUAAGACUUAAAGAUAAAUAAUGUCAAUUAUUAUUAAUUAGGGUUCAUUAUUAUGAUGAUAUAUUAUUUAUAUAUAUAUAUAAAUUAUAUAUGACACAAACUUGUCAUUCGUCAAUGUUCUUGUUUUGUAUCAGUCAGAUAAGUGUGUGUCAGGCAGCAUGUGAGUAAAUAAAGUGUAUG